GCGCCGGGCUGCCCCCUGCCCAGUCCUCUCAGGCCGCCAGGCCCCCUCCAGCCGGGGCCGUGGAGCACCGGGGCAAAGGCCGGGGCCCCCCCAUGAAGGAGCGCGACGCGGCCCCGGCCGAGCGGGGCAAGCCGGCCACCUACACCGGGGACAAGAAGGCGAAGAUGGCGGCCAAGACCAACAAGAAGUGGGUCCGACUCGCCACCGUGUUCGCCUACGUGCUUUCCGUGUCGCUGGCCGCCAUCGUGCUCGCCGUCUACUACAGCCUCAUCUGGCAGCCGGUGGGCGCCGGGACCUCGGGGGGUGCCGCCGCCCCGCCCGCCGGCGGCUCCAACGCCACCGGCCCGUCUGGGACUUCGGGGGCAGCGGCGGCGGGGCCCAACACCACCGGGUUGUCCCGCCGCGAGGCACCGCGCGCUGCACCCCCGCUGCAAGCGGCGCGGCCGGUGCCUCCGGAGCCCCCGGUAGACAGCCCCCAGGCCGGGCCGCUCGAGCGGCCGCGUGGGCCGGACGAGGAUGAGGAGGAAGCGGCGGCGGCGCCCCGGAGUAGUUGAGCCCAUCCGCGCUGGGGGCGUCCGGAAACAAUUCUCCCCAAGCCCGGAGGCAGGACUAUACAGCAGGAUGAGGCAGGGAGCCCGCGGGAGUGACCCCCACGAGAGUGAACGCGCCCCCUACACCCCUGCGAUCACAGGCUCGCCCCGGGAGUGGCCCGCAGCCGAUCUUCAGCCAAGGGACCACGAUUCGCCAGGGACUCGGGGUUUGGUCUUCCCAGGACCGUGCUGUGCCAGGGCCCUGAGCCAUAGGGGCGUGGGGGGAGGGGUGGGGAGAUCCCAGCACCGAACCCUUCUGCGGCGCUAGCUCUGGUGUAUCCUAUGUGCCAGGGUGACUCGGGCUUUCCCCCAAGACUCAGGGGAAGGAGGGAGCUGUAGGGGCUCUUUUUUUUAAUAAUCUGAAGCUCUCGCAAGAAGGAGGGCAGCAGAAGUAGUGGAGCUCAGGUACGUCAACCUAGUUGCAGUGGCCAGAGAUGCAUUUAAUUUAUAGAUCCCUGUAUAUAGUUGUUGACAUAUGCACUAGAAGCUAUAAUCACAUAGAACUCUGUGUAUGCUCCCACACACUGGGUAGCUGCUGACUGCUCGGGUCAAGCAAGGGCUAUUUGCUGGCCCCUAAGUGCACCUAGCCAGAAGGGCAUAGGCACGGCUUUUUUCAUCACCCUCUCUUUCCCCGUCCCCCUUCUGUUUCUGAAAGAUAAGUUUAUGACAUUCUUACACAAGAGUAUAAUCGUUCUUAGACUGUUCACAGUGGAAAACCUUAGGCAAAGUAGAAACAGUUUAGGGAGGAUGAGGAAUGUACUGAUCCCCUCCUCUUCCCACCCUUGUGUCCCCACCAAAAAGGCUUCCUGUUGCAGCCCUAAGUAUCUGGAUAUGGGCCAGGGAGGAAGGAAGGGAAAGAGCAAUGCUGCUAUGCUUCAAUCCUGGCUUUCCCUGCACAGAAUUCUUUUAGGAAGAACAAGCUUUUGUAAGUAGAGUGACUGGCAAGUGUUUUAUCUUUUUUUUUUUUUUCCUGCUCCUCAAGAUCUUGUCUUGUUCCAGUAAUCACCUUUGCCUUCCAUCUUUCCUGAGCCUUUAGUGACAAAGCAGCCCUGUGACUGGGAUGAAAUCUGUUGUGACACCAGAGCUUUGAUCACGGGUCCUCUGGUUUUGAGUUAUACUGCAGAAUCAGAAAAGCUGGAAGGUGGGCUUCAAACUCAGGAUUGUGCUUUGAGAGCCAGUUAAUAGGGCAGCCAUGGGAUGGUUGAACUGGCUCGUCUUUACCUUUCCUGAUAAGCCGUACUUAAAUGCAGCCUGUAAUUUUUAAAGGAAAAGAGAAACGUUAAGAGAAAUGACAUACGUAUAGCUCUGGGGCAUCAAGAAUUAUACUUCUUCAAUUUUGAUUCCAUUUCCUUCUGCCACUUGCUUUUAGGCAAUUGAAUGUGGGUAGUGAUGAGAUAUCAAACCCCUUAGUGCUUCCUUUUUGAGAAAUGAGGCACUUUUUAAAAAAAAAAAAAAAAAAGACAAAAAACUUACCCACCUGAGUCCUGAAACAGUUUGUCUCUCCAGUUUUCUUGCCUACACUCUGGUUAGCUCUGAUCCAAGUUUACAGGACAAUAGCCUUGUUUUAAGCCAUGUCCUGUUGUGGGCAAGAUAAUAGCAAUUGAGCUGUCACAGCCUACCAGCAGGCUCACAGCACCUCCAAGUUCUCUUGGCUAGAGAUUUCUUAGCAGCUGACUAGGACUUUAAUCAUUAGGAAGCCCAUGAGGCCUUUAAAUUUUUGGUGGGAGACUGGGGGAAAAAACAUAAAAUGCCACUUUAUAACUUCAAUAAUAGCCUGUAAUUUAUAUUUACUGUGUGAAUUUUUAGUCCUAUAUUUUAAUAAUUUAUAAAUUGAUCUCUUAUUCCAAGAAUCCUUUGAACUCAUAUGAGAAUAUCUGGGAGUCCAAUCCCCUGUCCCCUUCCUGACCCCUGCUUUCUGGACUGUUUAAAUCCACUUUGGGAUGGAUCAGAGAGUCUAGAGAGAGCACUCGUGGGUCCAGCUGCUGGCCUCCGGACUCUCUAAAGCCUUCACUGGAAUUAGGACAUUUGGUCUAGCCCUAGCUGUGAACAUGACCAGAGACAUUAUUUGUAAUUCAGCCAUUUAAGAUAUUCCUGUACUCAAAAAGUCCUGUAUAUUUUUUAAAAGUUUUAUUUUUCAGGUGAACAAAAAUACAUUCUAAGAACUCUGCCUAA
Messenger RNA from Propithecus coquereli (Coquerel's sifaka), 2762 nucleotides. RefSeq names its product InaF-motif containing 2 (gene INAFM2). The record is from RefSeq and is a predicted model, not a curated record. NCBI's taxonomy places the organism in Eukaryota, Metazoa, Chordata, Mammalia, Primates, Indriidae. The transcript has a single exon. The coding region runs from base 93 to 554 and encodes 153 amino acids.